This is a messenger RNA of Plasmodium gonderi, 1674 nucleotides long. Its product is annotated as CPW-WPC family protein. The transcript is spliced from 2 exons. The record is from RefSeq and is a predicted model, not a curated record. NCBI's taxonomy places the organism in Eukaryota, Apicomplexa, Aconoidasida, Haemosporida, Plasmodiidae. The coding region runs from base 1 to 1674 and encodes 557 amino acids.
AUGAAGAAACGACUUAAGCUUGUUUUCAUUUCCCUUUGUGUUGUCGCCCUCAGUUGUCCAGGUAAAUUAUAUGCGAGAGUGAAAGAGAGCCUGAAAGAGAGCCUGAAAGUGAGCCCAAAAGACCCAAUGCAAUCUCAAAUAAAAAUAAGCAAAUACAACUUUGCUUCUUUGAGGAAAAAACUGCACAUAGAAAAUCAAGAACAGGUGAAGGGGAAAUCAGGUGCUGAGACAAACGAACCGAGAAAAGAGAAUGAAGGUAAGGACGAAAAGGAAUUUACCCAUGUUCAAACAAAGACUGGAGAGGAAAAACUCACCAUAGAGAAGGAAUAUGAAAAAUGUAUCAAUAUGAUUGAAAAUGAAUUUAAAGAUAAGAAAGUCAAAGGGGAUUUGAAAAUUAAGGAAGAGCUAGAAAUGUUGUGUUUGAAAAAGAGAGAGGAAGAUGAAGUAGAGGAGAAAAAAUUAGAAAGAGAAAAAUUAAAAAAAGAAAUGGAACUUAAAACGAAUGGCAACGUAAAACUUCAGAGCGACUGGAGGGUGCAAGAGGAACACCGGAAAAAGGAAAUAAUAUCAAAUUUGGGCCUGUCCAACAAUCUUGAUAUUUCGCUAGAAAUUUUGAGUGAAUCCCUAUCAGAGGUAAAAAAUUGUAUGCGCAAUUAUUCAGAAGCGUGUCCGCUAAAUUGGAAAAUAAGUGAAAACAAUAAAAACGUUUGCAAUGCACCCGAUUCGUAUAUAGGUCCCUGUGGAAGACAAAUGAGUAACGAUAUAGAUGUUAGUGAAAAAAUUGAAAAGGAGAAAACGUGUUCCAUAUUUUGGCCAUGUGAUUAUGCAUGCACCCAAGAUUUUGAAAAUUCAGUGUGUCCAUUAGGCUGGGUUAUGGGAAAGAGUGGUGACUAUUGCAUAUCCCCAGAUGGAUACACAGGAAGUUGCUUAAAAAAAAUAAAAUUUAUAAAUAUGAGUAGUAAAGAAAAAUCUAUAUACUCCAAUCUAUGUGACAUUAGAUGGCCAUGUAAACAAAAAUGUACACAUGAUUAUUCUGUUUUAUGCCCCGAUGGGUGGGUAGAAGGAUCUGAUGGAUACUGUUUCGCAACGAGUAACUACAAAGGAAAUUGUGAAAAAAAAAUUUACUUAAAACAUCUCGAUGAUGUCAUGAAACAAAUGUAUGAACACAAAUGCCAAUUCAACUAUCCUUGCAUUAAUUCUUGUGAAAAAAAUUAUGAUGAUAUAUGUCCCAAAUUAUGGAUACCAAUUAAUGAUAAGGAGUGUGCACCCACAGAAUACUACAAUGGAAAUUGUAAAGAUAAUUAUAUUUUCGUGGGUAAAAAUAUGGAAGAAGAAAAAAAGGAAUUUGAGAAAUUCUGUCAUGUAUCUUAUGCAUGUCUUAAAAAAUGUGACAGAGAUUAUUCUUUUAAUUGCCCAAUUGGAUGGGGAGAAACAAUAAGUUUUUGUUUAGCCCCUUCUUCAUACCAAUACAAUUGUGAUAGAAUGAUGAAGAAAAAUAUGAACCAAUGGGAAAAAAUUCAAAUAAGCAAAAAAUGCCUUGUUUUUUGGCCUUGUUCAAACUAUGAAAUACUUUUAAAAAAUUUGUUGCAUAACAAUAUUUCUCCUUCAGAUUAUUUGUCAGUUGUAAAUGGUCCCGUUGAUGAUGCAACGGGAGCAGUGAUACAUCCCUCAUGA